AUGAACUCCGGUACUGGCGAUGACUCUUGCCAGCUGCUAGGACCUAUUUCGCUUCUUAUUCAAACGCUGAUGGGUGUCGCGGCGAUCAGCGGACUGCUGUUGAAACGGCGUUACGAAGUGCCCAAAAGGAGAUGGAGGGUUUGGUUCUUUGACAUCUCCAAACAGGUUUUUGGAUCGCUCAUAAUCCACUUCCUGAAUCUAGGAAUAAGUAUACUGAAACAGAGAAAAGCGCACUUUCUGAUGGUCCUCGACGACGACCCUGGCGGCGACCAGUGCGAUUGGUACUUUUUGAAUCUGCUAAUGGACACCACUGUUGGAACCCUGGUGCUCUGGUUUGUUCUAGGGCUUCUCGAAGAAGGUCUGCGAAGGCUCGGUGUUCAAAACAUAGAGAGCGGCAACUAUUACCCUUCGCGAGACUCAUCUCGCGAGACUGAAGAAGGUCCACCAAUCCGCAACGAGCCUCUUUUCAGCGCGUUCGGGAAGCAACUACUAAUAUUUGUGUGCGGCCUGUCAAUAAUGAAGUUCUGCGUUUUCCUGAUUCUCACAUACUUCGAAGUUGUGGCAACAUGGUUUGCUGAGCUCGUUCUGGGAUGGUCUGAUAACUGGCCAAACUUCCAGGUUUUCCUAGUAAUGUUUGUUUUCCCUAUUCUUUUGAAUUUCUUCCAGUGUUUCUGCAUUGACAACAUCAUAAAGCUUCACCCAAGAAACUUAUCGACUAGCGAGCUCGAGAAUUUCGAGGAGGGCCCGAUUCUAUACAGCCCAGGCCUUCAAAACGCAUCCCACACCAAGGCUAUGUAUGGAUCAACAUAG
Messenger RNA from Lachancea thermotolerans CBS 6340, 810 nucleotides. RefSeq lists its product as uncharacterized. Gene Ontology annotation, cellular component: membrane. The coding region runs from base 1 to 810 and encodes 269 amino acids. The record is from RefSeq and is a predicted model, not a curated record. NCBI's taxonomy places the organism in Eukaryota, Fungi, Ascomycota, Saccharomycetes, Saccharomycetales, Saccharomycetaceae. The transcript has a single exon.